AGAGAGCUUGUGUGAGGAGAUAAGAUUUAUAGAGCUUGGCCGAGCUGCUCUCUUCAGUAGACACAAUGGCAUCAGCAGCUCCAUCUCUCCUCAAGUCAUCACCAGUCCUAGACAAGUCUGAUUGGGUGAAGGGCCAGACUCUUCGCCAGAGCUCUGUGUCCGUCAUCCGGUGCCUCCCAACAGCCCCAUCAGGGCUCACAAUCCGGGCUGGUUCCUAUGCAGAUGAGCUUGUCAAGACUGCGAAAACAAUUGCAUCACCCGGACGGGGAAUUCUCGCCAUGGAUGAGUCCAACGCCACCUGUGGGAAGCGUCUGGCAUCGAUUGGGCUAGAGAACACUGAGGCCAACAGGCAGGCAUACAGAACUCUCCUAGUGACAGUCCCAGGGCUAGGCAACCACAUCUCUGGAGCCAUUCUCUUUGAGGAGACUCUCUACCAAUCCACCACUGAUGGGAAGAAGAUGGUUGAUGUGCUUGUUGAGCAGAAAAUAGUCCCUGGUAUUAAAGUUGACAAGGGUCUUGUGCCCCUGGUUGGCUCCAAUGAUGAGUCCUGGUGCCAAGGUCUUGAUGGCCUUGCCUCCCGCUCUGCUGCUUACUACCAGCAGGGUGCUCGUUUCGCCAAAUGGCGUACUGUUGUGAGCAUUCCCAAUGGCCCAUCUGCCCUGGCACUGAAGGAAGCAGCUUGGGGACUUGCUCGCUAUGCUGCCAUUUCUCAGGACAACGGGCUGGUGCCAAUUGUUGAGCCAGAGAUCUUGCUCGAUGGAGAGCAUGGAAUUGAGAGGACUUUUGAGGUGGCUCAGAAGGUGUGGGCUGAGGUUUUCUUCUACCUAGCUGAGAACAAUGUGAUGUUUGAGGGUAUCCUUCUCAAGCCUAGCAUGGUCACUCCUGGAGCAGAAUGCAAGGACAGGGCGACCCCAGAACAGGUCGCAGACUACACCCUCAAGCUCCUCAAAAGGAGAAUUCCUCCUGCAGUUCCAGGGAUCAUGUUCUUGUCUGGUGGGCAAUCUGAAGUUGAAGCCACCCUGAACCUGAACGCAAUGAACCAAGGUCCCAACCCAUGGCACGUGUCAUUCUCGUAUGCCAGGGCCCUCCAGAACACUUGCCUAAAGACAUGGGGAGGAAGGCCUGAGAGCGUGAAGGAGGCUCAAGAGGCUUUGCUGAUCCGUGCCAAGGCCAACUCUCUUGCUCAGCUCGGGAAGUACACUGGCGAAGGAGAGUCAGAGGAGGCAAAGAAGGGAAUGUUCGUCAAGGGCUACGUCUACUAAGCUGCUGCACUUGCAAAAAAAAUCAGAUUGAAAGGAAGACAAUGGAGUGCUGAAUAUGCAUUUCUCUCUCGAUGUGUUAAAGCCUAUAGCCAUGGAGACUAUUUUUGGUUCAUUACAUGUACUUUUUAGCCACCUAAUAAACUUCCUGCAGAUGAGAUCAGUCAUUAUUAACCAAUGCAUCUUAAGCUUCAAUUA
Messenger RNA from Vitis riparia (riverbank grape), 1457 nucleotides. RefSeq names its product fructose-bisphosphate aldolase 1, chloroplastic-like. NCBI's taxonomy places the organism in Eukaryota, Viridiplantae, Streptophyta, Magnoliopsida, Vitales, Vitaceae. The record is from RefSeq and is a predicted model, not a curated record. Gene Ontology annotation, molecular function: fructose-bisphosphate aldolase activity. Gene Ontology annotation, biological process: fructose 1,6-bisphosphate metabolic process; glycolytic process. The transcript is spliced from 6 exons. The coding region runs from base 66 to 1262 and encodes 398 amino acids. Gene Ontology annotation, cellular component: cytosol.